Messenger RNA from Drosophila kikkawai, 1502 nucleotides. Its product is annotated as required for meiotic nuclear division protein 1 homolog. Gene Ontology annotation, biological process: positive regulation of mitochondrial translation. The record is from RefSeq and is a predicted model, not a curated record. NCBI's taxonomy places the organism in Eukaryota, Metazoa, Arthropoda, Insecta, Diptera, Drosophilidae.
UCGAUAAUCACAACAAACGGCAAUCGACACCUUGCCGGCUUACUAUUUUGAUUAUAUAGCCAUUAUAUAGCAUGGCCCAGUAGCUGGAAGCUUGAAAUCAACUGAAAAAGGGCGAGAAACGUCAUGAACUUUGCACGCCUGGGAUUCGAGCAGAUGCUCCUGCAGAGCCUCCGAACGACCCGCCGCCGCCAGCCAACACAAUGGCUGAUGAACCACCACAGGCGAGGGAUGGCCAGUGGAGCCUCCUCGUCCCCUGCUGCUGCGGCAACCAAAAAGCAAACAUCACAGAGUGCACAGGUAAAGCCGUUGCCUUUGGCAGAGGAGCGCCUGGAGUCCAUUCUAUCACCCAUUCGCACCCGGCUCAUCCGAAAGAAGCGCCUGGCCAUCGACGAGCUGUCCGCCUUGGGCUUUCUCAACGCCCGUGGCUACACCACCGCUGAGGAGUACAACUUGGAGGAUCUGCAGAUAGCGCUCCGUCAACAGAAUCUGUAUGAGACGAAGCGCUUCUUUUCCACGGACAAUCUGGACGCCGAGCAGAAUGUCCUGUUUGUGGCGGCCAAAUAUCCCACCGGCCAGCAGCCGCGUGAGAUUUUCUUUUUCCGCGAGGGAUCCGUGGUGUUCUGGAACUGCAGCGACAUCGAGACGAACAAUGUGCUGAGCUUCCUGCGAUCCUUUGAGCGCGAGUCGUAUGUGAGCGCCCUGGUCCACGGCGAGAGCGAGGUGAUGCCCUACACAUACAUACCGUCGACGGCAGUGGAUGUGGAGGGUGAUCUGGUGGCUGAGAGCAGCGACUUUAAUGUCGCCUCACGUGCCUUCUUCCAGAACGGCAAGUUCUUUGUGACCGCCGACACGGAUAGCUUCCUGUACAAGUACACCUUCUCCAAUGCCAUGGCACAAUCCAUUAAGCUGGGCAUCUGGGAGGCCACGCUGACCCGCUACAUAGACUCCAUAGAGCACUUGACGGAGGAUCUGAAGCGGGGUCGCCGUCUGCGAAUUUCACGGGCGACAAUGCUACGCAAAACCGGUGAACUCUUUGCCCUGCGUCAUGUUAUCAAUCUGUCGUCGGAUCUGCUGGACACACCGGACUUUUACUGGGACCGCGAGGAGCUGGAGACGCUCUAUUUGCAAGUCUGCUCCUACUUUAGUACCACGCGACGCACCAAGGUGAUGAACGAGAAGAUCAAUCACUGUGUCGAGCUGGCCGAGCUUGUUUCGCACAACCUGAACGAUGCCCAUCACAUUCGUCUCGAGUGGAUGAUCAUCAUCCUGAUCAUGGUGGAGGUGGGCUUUGAAAUCCUGCACUUUGUCAGCGAUGAGCCGCAUGGAUCGUCGCUGGAGGUGGUGCCCCUGGCAGCCAGUCCUGCCAAUGUUCCUGCUCUGAUGCCCAAGUAGCAGCAAGCCGAGUGAAAUCUUUGUAAUAUAUGUAUAAUUGUACCGUCGCCAAAAUAUAUACUAUAUAUAUUUAUACUUAGAUCGGUUAGAAGUCGAAACAAGUCACAAAA